This is a messenger RNA of Mytilus trossulus (common blue mussel), 1093 nucleotides long. Its product is annotated as mitochondrial inner membrane protease subunit 2-like. Gene Ontology annotation, molecular function: serine-type endopeptidase activity. The record is from RefSeq and is a predicted model, not a curated record. Lineage: Eukaryota; Metazoa; Mollusca; Bivalvia; Mytilida; Mytilidae. Gene Ontology annotation, cellular component: membrane; mitochondrial inner membrane peptidase complex. Bases 176 to 703 code for a protein of 175 amino acids. The transcript has 6 exons.
GAAUAGGAGCGGCGGUGCGAAAAUCAAACACUUUGAAGAUGUUUAAUUUUGUAGGUGUUUGACCCUUGCUGAAAAGAUCCAAAUAUUGUAAACUGCAGGGUCAUUGCUUUACCUAAGGCUUGAUUAACAGAAAGGAACUUGUGCCAUUUGUUUGAAAAUGGAAUUUGGUUAAAAGAUGUCCUGGUACAAAGCAUUAGCAUCCUCUGCCUUGUCUGCAGCAGUAGCGUUACCAGUCGCUGUGACUUACCUAGAUACUGUUGGAUAUAUUGCUCAGGUUAUGGGCGUUUCUAUGCAGCCAACAUUAAAUCCAGAAAGAAAGACAGAUUAUGUGUUCCUGAACAAAUGGAAAGUUAGACAUUUUGAUCUGGAAAGAGGAGAAAUUGUAGCAUUAUUAUCACCAAAGAACCCAGAUGAGAAGUUGAUUAAAAGAAUCGUGGGCUUUGAAGGAGAUGUAAUAAGGACAAAGAACAAGAAAAGAGGUGUGCCCAUACCCAAAGGACAUUGUUGGUUAGAGGGAGACAACACUAAACAUAGCCAUGAUAGCAAUGAUUUUGGACCUGUUCCAGUUGGGAUGAUAUAUGCCAAAGCCAGUAGGAUUGUAUGGCCUCCACAUCGAUGGGGAAAAUUGACACGAGACGAAUUCCAUGAAGAUAGAUAUAUUGUUAAACAAAAUCCCAAAGUAACAUUAUUUCCUAAUCCAUAGAAUUCCAUUGUUCAGCUAUUACCAGACUCGUUUAUUACCAUGAUUGCAAUAAGCCAUGAUAUAUGGAGUUGAAUGGAGUCGUGUUAUCCAUGCAAUCAAUUCCGUCAGCAUCAUUGAGUCUAAAUAAAGGAGAACUGAUCCAACAUACACCGAUGUCUGAUUGUGGUUUAAAUGACUUUUUACACAAGAAAAUUACUUUUUAUUUGUGAAAAGAAAAGAACUUGUUACACUGACUGAUAGUUUUUCUGUGAUAAAAUGUUUUCCGAGAUCUGUCAUGUUGGCUGUGUUAUUGUUUUUUUCUUUAUCAGUUCUAUAAGCAUUGAAAGGAAUAUCGACAUUGUGUCCAUAAGUUCAGCUAUCUGCAUCAAAAAUAAACUACUCAUUAUCUUC